This is a messenger RNA of Chlamydomonas reinhardtii, 3027 nucleotides long. RefSeq lists its product as uncharacterized. Bases 434 to 2596 code for a protein of 720 amino acids. Lineage: Eukaryota; Viridiplantae; Chlorophyta; Chlorophyceae; Chlamydomonadales; Chlamydomonadaceae. Gene Ontology annotation, cellular component: ciliary transition zone. The record is from RefSeq and is a predicted model, not a curated record. Gene Ontology annotation, biological process: non-motile cilium assembly. The transcript is spliced from 5 exons.
GUUCAAGAUAAUAAACCAAGCCGUGCCCUGGUAUCAACAAUUUUAAAAAAUUCGCCUUUCCCGACUGCGCUCGUCACUCCUCUUCUGUCCACUCCUUUUUUUGCUACCAUUAUGCUACCAUAGCGCAAUGCAAGCAUCUGCGCGCAGCAGCAAGAGAUCGGGGCGAGCAGCAGCAGCGGCAGCAGCAGCGGGCCCCACCCUGCUCCAGCGCGGCUGCAGAUGUAAAUUUGCCGCUGCCCUCGUGGGCCUUCAGCCGCAGGAGGAGUAUUGCUCACUAAAUCUCACAUCAGAUUACAGGAGUUGGACUGUGAUCCGUGACAGCUUGGGCGGCAAGCUGGACGCCUCCGCCUUGCCCGAGAAACCGCCAUACGGCACCGCCUGCAGGCCUGCAUCCCGCCAGGGCCUUUCAUGGUGGCCAUUGUCAAACAGGUGCAUGACGCGGUUGCAGGCUCAGUUCAACCGCAAUGGCUCCAAUUACUUCGAGAAGGCGGAGGGGGAUCAACAUGAGAAGAAGGCUGGCGCGUGGAGUGAGGACAAGACCAUUCCCAUCCCACCGCCAGCCCUGUCAGCGGAGAUGGAGGCAGAGUUGCGGCGGGUCCACGCUGAAGAGGAGGCAGCCCAGGCGCGGGCAGACAAGGCCCGCGCUGAAGGGGAGGCAGCCCAGGCGGGCAGCAGCCACACCAGCAGCGGCGAGCGGCCACCCAGCAGCAGCGCGGCGGCACCAGCAGCAGUGGCCACUGCAGCACCGCCUUUGGAGCAGCCGGGGCCAUCACGCAAACGUGAGCGAGAGCCAACAGCGGAUGAGCAGGACGACUUGAAGUACUACCAGUUCAAGAGCAUGUGGAGGGACCUAGACACUCCGCACAAGAGGCGGUUUGUCGCGUCCGUCAUGGGUGCAGGGAGCCCGAUGGAGAAGCUGGCUCCCUCCCCGCCGCCGCCCCAGCCGCCCCAGCUGCCCCAGCCGCCCCAGCCGCCGCCCCAGCUGCCCCAGCCGCAGCAGCAGCCACAGCAGCCGCAGCAGCCACCGACACAGCACGAACCACAACCUACAGAGGCCAGUGGCGGUGGUGGCUGCAGCGGCAUUACUGGUGCCGCACCAGCAGCAGCCACGGCGCCCUCGCUGGGGUCGGGAGGCAGUGUGUCGCCUGAGGCGCUGGCGGCGUCGGCUGGGGUCAGUAGCAGGUGUGCGGGUGGCUCGCUGCGGUGCAGCGGCAGUGCCACUAACUUGCUGCAGACUCAGCAGCAGGGGCUUGGUGUGGCUGCUGGGUUUGCAGCAGCAGGGGGGAACCCGAUGGCGGCGGGGCUUCAUGGCUCCCAGCCCCUAUCCCCAGGGCUGUCGCAGCAGGCGCCGCCACAGCAGCGGGAAGAGGAGGGGGAGGAGGAGGCGUCGGGUGGGGAGGGUAAGGAGGAGGGAGGGAGGGGUGAUGAGGCGGCGGCGUGCCUACCACCACCACAGGUGCUGCUGCCGCCGCCACCGCUGCCUCUGGACCCCAGCAGCCAGCUGUUCGAGGGUAGCAUGUCCCAGGCAGAGGUUGCUGACGCAGCCGAUGUGUUCUACGACCUGAAGCACGAGGCAGCAGCAGCAGAGGAGAAGGAGGAGGAGGCAGCGGCGGAGGAGGGGGGCACGGCAGCCACGGAGGCCACGGAGGAGGGUGGGGAGACCACAGCAGCGGCAGCAGCAGCAGCAGCAGCGCCGGGUGCUGUUGAGCCUUCGUUCCCUCGGCUGGUUGAGUCUCAGCACAUCGACGCCGCCCUGAACCCUGGGGAAAACAACGUUGGUGGCGGCGAGACCAUCACUGGGACGGGCUUCUACGGCACCAUCAACGCUGCCUGCACCAUGCAGAUCUUCUUGGUGCUGUUCGGCAUCCUGAGCGGCGCCUUUGCCUGGCCUGUGAUGUUUGAUGCUGGUGUGGGCCUGGGCAGGCCACUGGUGGCGGCCUUCACUCGGGGCCUGUGCGCAUACGCGUACGGCAACGACUCCUGCCCGUCCAGGGUGGAUAAGGCCAUCAAGUUCAUGCGCAUGUUCGUGGAGUUCAUCAAGGGCAAGGGCGUGAAUGUGACUGCCCAGUUCCUGGCGCGGCGACCUGCUGUCUUCGCCAUGACAAUGGAGGACAUGGCCAAGGUACCCCAAGGCCUGGAGGGCGUCACGCACGUGUUCACGUUCUGGCAGGGCAUCCCCGCCUCAGCAAAGGAUGCGCUGGGGGCCAUGUUUGCGGCCUCGUCCACAACCGUGGGCAUUGCGGUCGUGGACAAAGGAGCAGGAGUGCUCAUGGAGCGGCAGCUAGGACAGCACGGGUUUGGGCCACUGGAGCUGGUGAAGCAGUUUGCUGUGCGCAUGUACGGCAGCAACUCCCAGAAGCAAGUGUGGGUGUUCAAGAAGCCCGGCGCAGUGUACAGGGAGCUGCCGGAGGAGAAGCUGGUGGACUACGCCCCCUACGUCCACCAGCCGCACCUGCCCGUCCCCCCGCGCAUUGAGUGGAUGCACGCGCUGUACCAGGCGGCGCUGGCGGAGGAGGCGCGGAAGUAUAAGCUGUCUGUCGCAGAGGGCAAGGGAGAGAGGGACAGGAGGCCGCCCCAGAGGUUUGGCUUCUCGUAGCGAGCGAGCAAGAUGUUCUGUAGCAGCAGAGGAGGAGGCAGGCAGGCGGGAAGGGAGUGGAGUGGAGUGGAGUGGAGGCAGAGGCAGCGGCAGAGGCAGCGGCAGAGGCAGCGGCAGAGGCAGAGGCAGAGGCGUGUGUGCCCACAUUCAUUCAUGAUGCAUUGCAAAGUGUCAAGAACAUACUGUACCUAUGAUUAAGCGUUUUGAUUAUGAAGUAAUGAAGGGUUUGCGCGGGCGCGGGGCGGUAGAAGCGAUGAGGGAAGAGGCGUGCGAGGGCAUGCGGCCGCGCCGGGGGGGGGGGGGAGAGCAGGAGGGGAGAGGGGGACGGCGAAGUCCGGAGCGAGUUCGCUAAGUCAGUGCAGUGUUUACCUGGUGACUCGAUGCAAAUAUAUAAUACAACUGAUCAUUUAAACAUGUAAUUUAUCAGCUGG